Molecule: messenger RNA, 1422 nt
Organism: Botrytis sinoallii
Lineage: Eukaryota; Fungi; Ascomycota; Leotiomycetes; Helotiales; Sclerotiniaceae
Exons: 1
Coding region: 1-1422 (473 amino acids)
Molecular function (GO): protein binding
Source: RefSeq, a predicted model, not a curated record
AUGCCUGCCCUGAUGAACGCACAACAACUCCAAAGAUCAACAUCACAAAGACCGCCAAAAAACGAAGAAGUACUCGCAAUCUCAAAUCUCAAUCUCGUCCCCCUUCUCGGCCCCAUUCUCGACCUAGAUCUCCCAUCUGAAAUCAAAGCGCACAUUUUUAAUUACCUUGAUGUCGAAGAUGCAGGAUCUUUAAGAUUAAUAUCUCGAGCUUGGGCUAUAACCGGGACCGAGAGACUUUUCCGAGAUGGCUUCAAGCUCCACCCUCAUUGUCAACCAACAGAUAUAGAUAGGCUGUGUAAAGUAUCCGAAUGCCCGCGUCUAGCUCAAACAAUCAAGUCGAUAAUCAUAUUUCUAGAUUCGAGUGAUGCGAGAAAAUGGACUUUUUACUUUUCAGAUGCUAGAGAAAUUCUUCGGAGACGAAUCGCUAAUGAACCUGGCUUCUGUGAUCCCAUUCACUUGGCGAAAGCUUUCAGCAAACUUCCUAAUUUCAAAAACCUCACGAUCACCUCACUUAGUUAUCCGCUUUCGGAAGAUAUGUUUCAAUCGACCUCAACAUGGAUUCCUAGUUGGAACUCGACAAUCGAAGAAGAGCGAACACAAUUUAUGGCAGAUGAUUUGUCUCAAUGGUAUUACACUUCGAUAGUAGCAGCGAUCAAUGCGGCUGGUGUAAUACUUUUGUCUGUUGAAUUUGACUGCCUUCCCAUGGAUCGUUUAUCAUCCCAGGAGCUAGGAUCUCCUCCUUUCAUUCCCCUACAACCCUCUCUGCAUCGACUUUGCCUUCUAUCCGAGUGUUCUGGCCAUCCAUAUAGAUCUCUCAGUUGUCUAGUUACCCCUCUCGAGCAACUUUCGAUUGGAUUCUGGGACUAUGGAUUUACAUCCUGGCAGGAUUCGCUCGUUGCUCAAAGAAUCAUCGACCUUUUGUUUUCGGCACAGCGUCUUCGAAGAUUAGACUUAAUGUUUGUAAUGAAUCUCUCUACAAGCAUGACACCAGACUUUCAAGUUGCAUGGAAAAAUUCCUUCUAUAGCAUCACGAUUCCUCGUUUAGAAAGUCUUCGUCUACAUCAAACAGACAUUCCAGGACCUCUUCUCAUUUCAUUUCUUGAGCGACAUCGGUCUACUCUCAAGAACUUACAUCUUAGCGGAGGAUAUGGAUGCGGACCUGGUAGUGGCUGGAAUCAUCUCACACGAUUCCAAUGGAAGGAAAUGCUUACCUCGUUGAGAGAUAAUCUCUCACUUCAAAAAUUUGAACUUCUGACGUAUGACGAUAGGAAGAAUAUAUAUGACUGGAAUUGGAAUACUGUUCCGGGGACAGACAUAAAGUUUGCGAAACUGUUGGAAAAUUAUGUACUAAGAAAACGUCUGUGGCCAUUUUUUAUGCCCGUGGAAAAAAACGAAACACGAUUAUUGGGGUUGGAAAGUUGA